AAAAAACUCUCCAUACUUUCUCUACUCUCUAGUCUCCAUAUUAUUCAAGAAAAUACAUUCACAGAAGUUGAGAUCUUAAGAUGGGUAUUCUUCGGUUGCCAUCAAUGAUAACAAAUGCCAAGCAAAUCCUCAAGAAACAAACUUUUAAUGCAAGAAAUAUAAAUGUACCAAAAGGUCAUGUUGCUGUUUAUGUUGGAGAAAAGCUAGAAAAGAAAAGAUUUGUGGUUCCAAUAUCAUACUUGAAUCAUCCUUCUUUUCAAGAUUUGCUUCGCCGAGCCGAACAAGAGUUCGGAUUUAAUCACCCGAUGGGCGGUCUAACGAUUCCUUGCGAUGAAGAAGCCUUCGUUGAUCUCACUUCUAGGUUUUACUCUUAAGGAAAGCUUGACAUUUUUUACUCAAGAUAUUCAUUUUUUUCUUUUAUUUUUUUUCAGACAUUCUCCUAUUUUUUCAUCCUCGAUCGGAUGUGGACAUGAUAUAGGAGGAUUGUGUAGUGUGUACAAAAUGUAAAUUUUUCCACACAAAGUGGAUGGCAGAUUGCUUUAUAUAUAUUAUGCAAAUGCAAUCAGUUUUUAUGAAAUAUUUGUAACUUUUAAUUAUAAUUUAUUUUAGUUUGGAUUGAAA
Messenger RNA from Mercurialis annua (annual mercury), 621 nucleotides. Its product is annotated as auxin-responsive protein SAUR21-like. Bases 81 to 374 code for a protein of 97 amino acids. The transcript has a single exon. The record is from RefSeq and is a predicted model, not a curated record. NCBI's taxonomy places the organism in Eukaryota, Viridiplantae, Streptophyta, Magnoliopsida, Malpighiales, Euphorbiaceae. Gene Ontology annotation, biological process: response to auxin.